Engraulis encrasicolus (European anchovy) is the source of this 916-nucleotide messenger RNA. RefSeq names its product solute carrier family 2, facilitated glucose transporter member 9-like. Gene Ontology annotation, molecular function: hexose transmembrane transporter activity. The record is from RefSeq and is a predicted model, not a curated record. NCBI's taxonomy places the organism in Eukaryota, Metazoa, Chordata, Actinopteri, Clupeiformes, Engraulidae. Bases 1 to 615 code for a protein of 204 amino acids. Gene Ontology annotation, cellular component: plasma membrane. Gene Ontology annotation, biological process: monosaccharide transmembrane transport. The transcript is spliced from 6 exons.
AUGGAUCCAUCAUGCCAGACUCAGUACUGGAGACUGUACCUGUUGACUCUGGUGCUGGGAAUCGGGGGAUCAUUCCAGUAUGGCAUCCACGUUUCCAUCAUGGCAUCGCCUGCUGAGGCCUUUAUAAUUGACCGUGUGGGCCGCAAGAAGCUGAUGGGCUAUGGCUAUCUCCUGAUGGGCAUUGUCAUGUCUGUGUUGAUCGGCAUGUUGACUAUCAAGGAUCAAUAUGAUUGGGUUCCUUACGUCAACAUCGCACUCAUCUUCUCCAUCAUCUGUGUCUAUGGCCUGGGGCCGUCGGGGGUGUCCAUGUGCCUACCUGCUGACCUCUUCCUGCAGGCCUGGCGUCCGUCAGCCUACGUGGUCAGCGGCACAGUCAACUGGCUCAGCCUCUUCUUAAUUAGCAUGCUCUUCCCCUACAUUGUGGAGGGAUUGGGACAGUACUGCUUCUUGAUAUUCGUGGCCUACUGCAUCUUCAGCGCAGCCUUUAUGUUAUAUUUUAUCCCAGAGACAAAAGGAAAAACCAUGGUGGAGAUCACAGAAGACUUCAACAAAUUAAACUUUAAGAACAGGGGCACUGACAUUGCGAAUGGAGAUGUGCUAGCAACACAGUUGUAGAGGACUGUGUGUGGAAUGGAUGUACUAUGUACGUAUGCCCUAUCUAUAUCCCUGAAACGUGGAGCGGGGAUGUAAUGGUUUUGUGUGUGCCUCGUCCGCCACUGCUGCGUAAGAUCUUUCGUGUUAACGCGAUAACUUUUGAACGGAUGGUUGGAUUUGUCCCAGAUCUGAUGUGUUGAUACUCUACUUGGGGAUCAACAUUGUCAAGAUGGAUGAAUUCAAGAUGGACGGAUUUUAGAUGACUUUUGAACGGAUGGAUAUGUCCCAGAUUCGUUGUGUUAAUGUUCUAGGGCAGUGGUUC